GUAAGUCCGGUUACAGGAUGAUAUUCGAAGGGAAGCCCAAACAAUGAGUUUGAUAGAUCACCCUAACGUGAUACGAGCAUUUUGUUCAUUUGCCGUCAACCAAAACCUUUGGGUGGUUAUGCCAUUCAUGGCUCAAGGUUCGUGUCUACAUCUCAUGAAAUCCGCAUAUCCGGAUGGAUUUGAAGAAUCGGCUAUUGCAUCUAUUCUCAAAGAGACUCUUAAAGCAUUGGAGUAUUUGCACAGACACGGACACAUACAUCGUGAUGUUAAGGCUGGAAAUAUACUUCUUGACACUAACGGAGAGAUAAAGCUUGGUGACUUUGGAGUGUCGGCUUGUAUGUUUGAUAGCGGUGAUAGACAACGCUCUAGAAAUACUUUUGUAGGAACUCCUUGCUGGAUGGCCCCGGAGGUGCUGCAGCCAGGAAGUGGAUAUGAUUUUAAGGCUGACAUCUGGUCAUUCGGAAUUACCGCACUGGAAUUGGCUCAUGGUCAUGCCCCUUUCUCAAAGUACCCUCCAAUGAAGGUCCUCUUGAUGACCAUACAAAAUGCACCCCCAGGACUUGAUUACGAUCGGGAUAAACGCUUUUCUAAGUCUUUUAAAGAAUUGGUUGCUAUGUGCUUGGUAAAAGAUCAAACAAAAAGGCCAACUGCUGAAAAGUUGUUAAAACACUCGUUUUUCAAACAAGCUAAACCGCCAGAGAUCUCCGUGAAGAAACUCUUUGCGGACUUACCGCCACUGUGGCAUCGUGUGAAAGCCCUUCAGAUUAAAGAUGCGGCCCAACUAGCUCUCAAGAAGAUGCCGUCAGCAGAACAAGAAGCGAUAUCACAAAGCGAGUACCAGCGAGGUGUUAGUGCAUGGAACUUUUCGCCUUUCAUACGGCCCGUAUGAUGACGUCACCUAAGU
Helianthus annuus (common sunflower) is the source of this 904-nucleotide messenger RNA. RefSeq names its product serine/threonine-protein kinase fray2-like. Gene Ontology annotation, biological process: protein phosphorylation. The record is from RefSeq and is a predicted model, not a curated record. The transcript has 8 exons. Lineage: Eukaryota; Viridiplantae; Streptophyta; Magnoliopsida; Asterales; Asteraceae. Gene Ontology annotation, molecular function: protein kinase activity; ATP binding; protein serine/threonine kinase activator activity. The coding region runs from base 44 to 889 and encodes 281 amino acids.